ACAUCCAAUUCGAACAAGGAAGCCGAACUAGGUCGGUGCGUUCGGAGACUCGAACAAGUUUACGUUUGGUCGCCGACAUUACUGUCGAUAUAAAUACUAGUUCCACGAAAACAGGAAAACCCAAGACCUAAAUUUACAUAAAGUUCAAAAGAACCGAGAGCUUGCAGAAGAAGGCGGCAAGCGGCGAUGUCAACAGCGGAUGGCCAUGUCUCAGAAAGCCUCUCUGAUAUCGACGACUCCGAGGUUGCUGGGUAUCUUAACAGCAAGGAGGCGGCGCGGUUUAAAAGAAUCAUUUGGGAAGUACUCAACAAGGACUACGAUCAGGGAAAGAGUAGAAAACGAGCCAGAAAAGCCAAGAAAGCUGCACCUCAAGAAAAAGCCGCCAAAGUUUCUACUGGGAUGAAUAAAGAGAGGCUGAGUUCAAAAAUCGACUUCGAUGCUUUGAAGAAAUUAAAUGAAGACCUUGGACCUGGAUUUGAAGGAGGCACGGAGUCUAAUUGUGGCAGUCGUGGUGAUGAGCAGCUGUCGAAUCAGAGGAGGAAUAGUUUUGAAGGCAGUCGUGAUGAGGAGCUCGAACGUGAAAAUACAUACAGUAAAGAGGUUGAAGCCGGAAAAGGCUAUGAAGAUGAUACAUAUGUUGCAAGCGACGAAUAUAGCAGGUACAAUUAUGAUGAAGAAUGCAAUUACGAGGAGGGAUACAAUAACGAUGAUGGAUACGAUUUUGACGAACUAUGACUCAAUUAGUAAAAGCUGUUUUCUUGAAUUUGGUUAACAUAUUCGUGAUUUUGUUUUAUCGUGUUAUGAUCGAAAGGUUAACCGAUAAUCUGUUCUGUUUUUGAGAAUCUUUUGAGAAGCAUCGACUGGUUUUUAACGAUUGUAUCAGUCUGAGGAACACAAUUUGAAGAUUGGAUCUUUUUCCGAUCUAAAAAAUUAUUCUUAACCAUUUGUAUCAAUCUGAGAGAGAUUCAAUUGAUCA
This is a messenger RNA of Pyrus x bretschneideri (Chinese white pear), 976 nucleotides long. RefSeq lists its product as uncharacterized. NCBI's taxonomy places the organism in Eukaryota, Viridiplantae, Streptophyta, Magnoliopsida, Rosales, Rosaceae. The transcript has 5 exons. The coding region runs from base 187 to 735 and encodes 182 amino acids. The record is from RefSeq and is a predicted model, not a curated record.